Molecule: messenger RNA, 979 nt
Organism: Triticum aestivum (bread wheat)
Lineage: Eukaryota; Viridiplantae; Streptophyta; Magnoliopsida; Poales; Poaceae
Exons: 3
Coding region: 424-960 (178 amino acids)
Source: RefSeq, a predicted model, not a curated record
UCUGCUGCCGGAGUUUGCCGGCGGACGGUAAUAGGCGAACGGUGGUGGUGCCGUUGCUGGAGGGCACGGGUGUGAGCGGCGAUGGGCGGAUCUGCGUGGCGUCUGCACCGGCGGCGAUGAGCGGAGAUGGGCGAAUCUGCAACGUGGCUCAAGCGGCAACAGUGAGAAGGACAACUCGCCUCCGACUUUUGAGCUCUCCAUAGGAAAGAUAAAUCCCCAGGCUCCUGGUUGGAAUAAAAGGGGGCCGAGCAGUACGAACAUCAGCCCCUAGCACUGACAGUGUGGUCAAGGAAGAUGCGGACGUGAACAAGGUUGUACCACUUGUGCAAGACGAAGAUAACAAUUGCCCUAGUAAGAUAGUAGGUCCAUCUUCAGAAGAAUGGUUUGCAAUUAGACUAUUUUGUUUUUGCAAAAUGUGAAUGGAUGAUCAUAUAUGGUAACACAUCUUGGGGCUUGUUUCUGGUAGCUGAUGCUGGUUUAAUGGAUGUUGUUCUGGAGGAGAUCAACGCGAUGCAUGUACAUGCCUCUCAGGCGGCAUCAUGCGAUGUUAGGGCACGCACAAGCAUCCCAUUGGUAAAACAAGAAGGUGUUGGAGAUGGUGAUGUGCAGGGGCCUGAUGAUGUGGUUGUGCGCAGGGUGGAGCGGAUAGAUGACGUGCAUCUAGAUGAUCAACUUGCUCGGCAACUUGAAGCAGAGCUGGAUGCGGAAUAUGAGAUGGAGAUAGCAUCCCGUGCACCGGCUGCGAGUGCGACGACGGGUUUGGUUCACGGGGUUAUUGACAUCUCUGAUGAUGAAAGCAAUGAUGAAGUUGAUAUGGAAGAAUGGUCUGAUGAUCCUGAGCACGCUAAGUUGUCUGAGACAGAUAGAAAGCUGAGGGAGCAAGAGCUGCAAGAUCCAGAUGUCACGAAAAUGUAUCAAGAAAUGUAUGAUAAAAAUGAUGGCCCGCGGGAAGAAGACUGAGGUUGCAAUGAUGUAUCAA